This is a messenger RNA of Ectocarpus siliculosus, 1440 nucleotides long. Lineage: Eukaryota; Phaeophyceae; Ectocarpales; Ectocarpaceae. The record is from the annotation of a GenBank genome assembly.
AUGCUACGAUCCAUGACAACUCGCCGUGCGUACCAACCAAUAGGCGUGCGUUGUUUGUCCCCAAACUGGUUCCGCAGCAGCAGGAGCAGCGGCAGGGAUACUAGUACGCACGGGCAUCGGUUUCGUUGUCGCAGCACCCCGAGCGGAUUAGGUGCCAAGGGCGAUGAUGGUGGUGGUGCACGAGGAUACGACAAACACGCGAGGGUCAUCGUUGUCGGGGGCUCCGGGCGGGUGGGGGGGAGCACCGUGAGAGCUCUCCGACAGCUUGCAGGGCCGGGCCUCGAGCUCUUGGUUGGUGGACGGAGCCAGCGGAACUUCGUCAAAAGCGUCGAGCGAUGGCGCACGCUGCCAGGAGCAGACGAAGAGUACGACUACUCGGACGUGAAAUUCGUCGAGCUGGACCUCGGCGACGCCGCUUCCCUGGCGAGCGCUCUCGACGGCUGCGACCUGGUAGUGCACACGGCCGGGCCGUUCCAAAGGAAGACAAGGCCGGAGGUGUUGGAGGCUGCGAUAGCGGCAAAGGUGCCCUACGUGGAUGUCUGUGAUGACGCUCGCUUGGCGACGGUGGCUAAAGCGCUCAACGAAAAAGCGCAGGAGGCUGGGGUCUCGGCGACGAUAUCGGCGGGAAUUUGGCCCGGCAUCGAUCAGCUCAUGGCGGUUGAGGCAUGCGAGAUGCUUGGCGGCGCCAGCGAGGUGGAGUCGAUCGACUUUUCGGCGUACACCGCGGGAACAGGGAAUGCGGGCACCACCAUCCUGAGCGCCACGUUUCUCAUCCUAUGCGAGAAGGUUCUCGGCUUUAAGGAUGGCAACGAGAUUUUCCACGAGCCAGCCAGCGGCUUCAAGAAGGUCGACUUCGGGCAGUCUAUCGGAGAAAAGACGCGCGGUAUGUGCACGCCGGCGGCGUGGCUCACGAGCACAAGCGGGCGCUGUCGCUGCGAGCGGCAGGGAUCCGCCGUGGUGCUGGUGGCGUCCUUCACGUGCAACCAAGUUCUCGGCAUUCCCAACAUCAGCACUUACUUCGGCACGUCCCCAGAGCCGUGGAACUACUUGCUGAAGGGGAUGACUCUCCUGCCCGACAGCAUAAUGGGCAACCGUGACCUCAUGCAGGCGCUCGCGGAGUUUUCCGAGCCCCUGGUCCGAAUAACGGACAAGCUGGUUGGAGCAACGAACGCCAUGCGGCUGGAGGCGGUGGCCAAGGACGGUAGAAAGGCUGUUCUCAACUACGCUCACGAAGACCUCGAGGUCUGCGUGGGCAUCGCUACGGCCGCCUUCGUCGUCGCGACCCUCAGGGGAGAUGUGCGGCCCGGGGUGUGGUUUCCCGAGGAAGCUUUCGACGACGAAGCCAAGCGGGGGCUGCUUUUCGACGACGCGACGAGAGGCGCGUUCAUGUGGGAGCGGCAAGAGCAGGGGGCGACGGCGGUGGAGGGAGCUCCGUUGUAG